This is a messenger RNA of Cyprinodon variegatus (sheepshead minnow), 1707 nucleotides long. RefSeq names its product chromosome unknown open reading frame, human C12orf56 (gene cunh12orf56). The record is from RefSeq and is a predicted model, not a curated record. Bases 79 to 1707 code for a protein of 542 amino acids. NCBI's taxonomy places the organism in Eukaryota, Metazoa, Chordata, Actinopteri, Cyprinodontiformes, Cyprinodontidae. The transcript is spliced from 13 exons.
CGAACCCUCAGGAUGGACCGAAACAGAACAGAAUCGGUUCCUUUCUACACCCACAGAGGUUAAGGCUCCAGCAGCUCCAUGGCUUGGAGCGGCACCGAGUUCCUGCCCCUCCUCCCGCGCAGGAACCCCCGGCUGGACUCCUUCCUGAAGCGGAACACGGAGCGGGCUCUGUACGAGCGGAUCCGGACCUAUGAGCCGUGCGUGGUGGUGUCCGACCUCAUUAACAAGGUCUACAUGUAUGCAGUGCUGAGUGAUGAGCGCGUGUACCUGACGGAAUACUCUCCACGCGCGCUGACCACGGCCGUGAGCUUCUGGCGCGUGCGUGACAUCGAGCUGGUGAACGACCUCCCGGACUUCCUCAGUGCGAAGGACAGGGAGCGCUGUCAGCACAUCCGGAUCACCUACAUCCCUGAAAAACCCGCAGAGAAGGACCGUGAUUGGUCACAAAGGGAAAAGAAGAAGAGACUUCCUCCUGUGGCUCCGCCCUCUCGCAGAGCCAGCCACUGUCAAAUUAAAACACACGACUCAAAAGGAUAUCCUGCAGACAGCUGGUGGAAGAAGGAGGAGCUAAGCCCGGUGCUGAAGACAAGCCGCUCUGCUUCCUGCCCUGACCCGGAGACUCUGGGCCUCCUGAGGAUCCCUCACCCUCCAUCCCAACUUCUCUCCUCCUACUCUCCUCCUUCUCCUUCAUCGCCGGCAGAAGAAAGCCUGAAAACAGCUGAGAGCGGUCAGGUAACCAGAAGGAUCGGCUCAAUCCUGACCCGUCUGCUAAAACGGGACCAGGAAAACGUGGUGGAGGGGAGGGAAGCUGAGCUGCAUCUUUACGCCGUUUCUCAGACGUCCACCCUUUACCUCCACCUGCAGAGCUCAUGGAACAGCUUCAUCAUUAAGUCCACAUUACUCCUCGAUCCGCUCUACAGGAGGAGAAGCACCACGUCGUCUGACUCCAUCAGCGAGGAGCGGACGGCUCACCUGUUCGCUCAGCUGAGCGCGGAGCUCCUGCAGGACGGGAUCAGCCUGGAGAACACGUACCUGCUGCUGCAGGAGCUGAAGACCGCCGCUCACCGCAACGUCGCGCUGCGGAGGCACUUCUGGAGGUCUGGCGACGUGUUUCUCUUCCUGGUUCAGACUUUGGAAGAAUGUCUUCAGGGCUGUCAGAGCCUCAACGGCGUUCACUCCACAGAUCAGCUUCUGCUGAGCACGCUGAUCGUCCAGACGAUCGCCAUCAUGUUCAGAGAGACGGAGGUGGAAGCAGCCAGAAGCAUCCUGCUGUUUUCUAAAAAAGGCGCUCUUAUCUGCAGACUGCUGCUCGCUUUAAUAUGCGAUCCUGAUGUUGAGAAGCAAAGCCUUGGAUCUUCCUCUGAACUUCAAGCUUUGCUCUCCGAGUAUUUGGACGCCGCCUGCUGUCUGCUGUUUGAGCUGCUGCUGUUGGGCUUCGAGACCAGCAGGUGCUUCCCUGGAGACAACUUUGUGACGGUGUCCUGGAUCCUCAGGGUCCUUCAGCCUCAUCCUCACAUGCCGUCCUUCAUCCGUCACCAGGCCCAGCAGCUGGUCCAGGUUCUGUCAGACCAGCAGGAGUCCAUCCUGAGCCCAGUGAAGGCCGUUCUGCUGUUCCAGCGCUGCCGCCUCCUGCUGGCCUGUCUGCAGUACAACAACCAGCUGAGUCAGCACCUGCAGUCACACUUCAGGGAGGAAUUCAGGUACUAG